Paramuricea clavata is the source of this 468-nucleotide messenger RNA. The record is from the annotation of a GenBank genome assembly. NCBI's taxonomy places the organism in Eukaryota, Metazoa, Cnidaria, Anthozoa, Malacalcyonacea, Plexauridae.
AUGUUGUAUGUUCUAAACGGCUCGUUUUAUCCAUAUGAGCUCCACAAAGCCAUUGAAGAUGAGUACAAGUUAUAUCCUGGUGAACAAGAUAUACACGAAAUCUUUACUAGACUUUGUUCGUCAGGAACCCAAAACAUGAAUGAUAUCAUUGCCAUACAUUUUCAAAGCGGUUGUCAGUUUAUAAAAACAUGCAGAGAAUGUGUUAAGCAUGAUGCUCUCCCACCAGAAACACGUAAAACCAUCAUUGUGCCUGUCUUAAAUGGCAUACAAGAUUUGGAAAGAAGCAUCGUACAUUCUAUGAAUGAUGAUCAUGUUCCUAUUUAUUGUAGCUCUUGCGAAAACGUUACUGUGAAUAAACUUUCAGGGAAAUUUGUGUUUCUACCUCAAACAUUAGUCAUAGGAUUUAAUAGAUUUCAACAGAAAGGUGGAAUCGCAAAGAAGAACCACUCUUGGAACUUCAUGUGGUAG